This is a messenger RNA of Botrytis deweyae, 1764 nucleotides long. RefSeq lists its product as uncharacterized. The coding region runs from base 1 to 1764 and encodes 587 amino acids. The record is from RefSeq and is a predicted model, not a curated record. Lineage: Eukaryota; Fungi; Ascomycota; Leotiomycetes; Helotiales; Sclerotiniaceae. The transcript is spliced from 3 exons.
AUGUCACAUGCUUACGAUCCCAUAAAUACCUCUCCCCAAAUCGAAUUGACCAGUCCCACAUCCACCAGCACACUCCGUCCCUCUCCACCCACCCAAACCUCCAGUAGUAAUCUUGCCCACUCCAACAGCGCCGCCACCUUACUUCCUCACGAGCAAAAUUAUUCACAUUUCGAAAGUCAUUUUCAUAAACCCGAACAAUCCUUUACCACCGUGCCUUAUAAAUCCAAGACCGGAAAACAGUUUUGGCAUAUCUUGUUGAAAAGCUUGGCACGAUGGCUGAUUACGCUUGUAUUGUGUAUUGCUUAUUUACUGGCGUUGAGGUAUUGGAAUAAGAAGGGUACGGUGACGGAAAGUUCCAAGAGAAUUUUCAAUGCGAUUACCACGGGCAUUAGUAUUGCUCUGGGCAUCAAUAUUGCUACUUCGUUGAAAGAUAUGGCGUUGAAUGCGCGUUGGGCAAUUUUACAUGCUAGGAAGAGAAAUCUUUAUGAACUUGAUCUUACUUUACACGCGGAUAGUUUGAUGGGUCUUGGAAAACUGGCGUUUGUUUCCAAGAGACCGUUGGUUUUCGGUAUGGCUAUUUCGUGGUUGAUAUUCAAUAUCUUUGUACAAGCAGCUAUUGCAGCUAUCAGUCUAACAUAUGGUUUCGAUACCAGCACAGAGAGUUAUCUAUUCACACCCGGCAAUGUUAUAAUUCCAAAUAUGAGACAUUUCUCCAAUACCACCAACCCUCAAUUUGAAGAUGAAGAAUACACAGCUCACGCUUAUGGGGGUUUAGCUUGGAAUCUCGGAAUCGGCAGCUCGAUUGACGACCUUCCAGCCCAAGGAGACAUCUACCAAGGACUCACUAGCAACUAUAGCAUAUGGCAAGACCAACUUAACAACAAAAUGGUCUUCGUAUUCACCGAAUCUUCUUCUUCUGCAUCCACCCAGAAAACCGGUUCAUUAAGCGUCUACACCAAGCGAACUCUCGAAAUGAAUUACUCCUGUUCCUCCUACAAAGUCACACACUUCAACGACACAACCGGCUAUCUCAACACCAGCAACCCGGACAUCAAUCCCAUCUAUAUAAGUUCCUGGGCUCCCAACGCCACCACCUUCUUCACCGAAGGCGACUAUCUCUGUCCGGACACUCCCCGCUGUUCCGUAAUUCAAGCCCUCGAAACCAGCGACAUCAACACGCAAUGGUACUACAGCUGCAACAUCACCCUCUCCAAAACCCUCCACGACGAGAAAAACAUCUCCUACAUCAGCGACGCCAUGUCGUGGGUCUCCGCCGCCGCCAUCGCAAACACCGGAUACACCUACGAUACGAACUACCAACAAACCUCAUCGUACCCGCAGAAAACCAUUUGGGGCACCCCCAUGCACGGUAACUCCUCUCUGAUCGGUUCUCAAAUCACCGCGUUCGGACUGACCUCGCUCUCCCUCGCCGCCGCCUUCAACCCCUCUUCCUCCUACCAAGGACUCGAGCCGCACACGGGCUUCGCCCUCGGCAUAAACCAUACGUAUUUUUUCCUGCUGAUCGUAUUUCUUAUCCCCCUGGUGCAGUUUGUCAUGUGUUUCGUGGUCGCCGUGUGGAGUAAUUCCGUGCAGGUGGGGGAUGAUGCGUAUAUAGGGAUGAGUUUGCUGUUGCGACCAAUUGCGGAUGCGCUUUUUGGGGUGAGCGGGGGAGUGGAUAAUAGGGCGUUUAGGGAGGCGAAGAAGAGGGUCUUGGUGAGGUAUGAGAGGGGGGUGGAUGGGAGGUGGGGAUUUGCGAUGAGUUGA